GGAAAAUGCACAGGUGCAGAUGCAGAAAAAGGCGUUGAAAAAUUUGUCUGCGCAACGGCGAAAACAAGAAAAAGGUGAAAAAAUGGGGAACAUUUGUUUCUGUUAUCUUCUCUUGAAUGUUGGGAACGGAAGUUGCAUUGCAUUGGAUUGCGAGGAGACCACGACUUGUCUAGCUAGAGUUAAAAAGGUCAAUUUCCCUAGAACCACCAGACAAAAACCGACUUCUAGGCGCAAUUAUCAGGCACAUGGUCAGCAAAGAGCACUGAGCAUGAGCCUCUAGUUAUACCCACUGAUAGCACAAUCGAUAAAUGAUGGCGUCCACUGCGAAAGUCAGUCCAUCGGAUCAACCGCUGAUCCUCCGCGUCGAUGAGUGGUUUGACAAGAUCCACUUGGCUGAAUUUCGAGGUGAACCAAAGGGAAAGAGCACACUACCGCUGCUGCAUGAUUUGGCAAUCCGUUCCAUGUGCGAAAAAGUCAAGAUAUGGACGAGGGUCUUGCAAGAAGUUUGAACACACAUCGCCAAAUGUUGCAGUAUAGCUGUUUGUUAGUAAUACUAGCACUACUACCUAGUUUCAUGUUCAUUGGAUCACGAACACCCAAACUCACUCAAACAGUUCUUGUACUUGUGAAGAUAGUACAACCUAUUUUUUUAGAAACAAGCUAGUCCUCCCUAUGGCGCUUGAAGUACUGACUAGCAUCUAAUCCCUGAGCUCUUGUUAGACGAGAGUAAUGUGAAGUACGUACAUGCACCAGUAACGGUGGUCGGCGACGUGCAUGGGCAAGUUUACGAUGUCGUAGAGCUCUUUCGCAUCGGCGGCUACUGCCCGACUUCGAACUACCUCUUCCUAGGCGAUUACGUCGAUCGAGGAAACUGCUCUUGCGAAACGAUCACAUUGCUUACCUUACGAAAGUAGAAGUACUGUGUUGCUCUUGACGGAAGAUGAACAAGAGGAAGAUUGUUAGUGUUGCGUUUUUUGGCUUGUGGAAUAGAAACAAGUUGUUUGAGGGCAGGAGGUAUAGAGUUCGAGCUGCAGGUGAUCAAUGGCACAACAUAGCUGUCUGUCUCACUCAGGGAAGCGGACCCAUGAAAUGUAGCCCACCGUAAACUGCUUAGACGAUUCAAAGAACACUCAUCCAUCUAUUACUCCUUUUCCUUUAUAAUAUGUGCGCUGAAGCUGAAGUAUCCGUCGCGUGUCACGUUGCUGCGCGGCAAC
Amoebophrya sp. A25 is the source of this 1214-nucleotide messenger RNA. The record is from the annotation of a GenBank genome assembly. Lineage: Eukaryota; Dinophyceae; Syndiniales; Amoebophryaceae.